Molecule: messenger RNA, 2506 nt
Organism: Myodes glareolus (Bank vole)
Lineage: Eukaryota; Metazoa; Chordata; Mammalia; Rodentia; Cricetidae
Product: phenazine biosynthesis-like domain-containing protein 1
Biological process (GO): biosynthetic process
Cellular component (GO): cytoplasm
Molecular function (GO): isomerase activity
Source: RefSeq, a predicted model, not a curated record
GCAGACUUUUCACUUUCAGAGCUGGGACAGAAGCCUCAGCUCUAUGCACACGAAACAAGUGCUCACUUGCCCAGCCCUGAGAGACUUUGCAACGGGGAUUCAGCGCAAAGACUGAAAAAGAAGCGAAGCAGGCUUCCAGCAAGGCAGGGACCUCACAGACAGAACGGGGAGGAAAAUGAAGCUCCCGAUUUUCAUAGCAGAUGCUUUCACGGCAACCGCUUUCCGUGGCAACCCUGCUGCCGUCUGCCUCCUGGAAAAUGCACUGGCUGAAGAUGCCCAUCAACAGAUCGCGAGGGAAAUGAACCUCUCUGAAACGGCUUUCGUCAGGAAACUGCAACCAAGCGACAACUUCACACAAAGUUCCUGCUUUGGACUGAGGUGGUUUACACCAAUGAGUGAGGUUCCUCUGUGCGGUCACGCCACCCUGGCCUCUGCGGCUGUGCUGUUUCACAAGAUAAAGAACACAAACAGCACUCUAACCUUUGUCACUAUGAGCGGGGAGCUCAAGGCCAGAAGAGCAGAGGACGGGAUUGUCUUGGACUUUCCUCUGUACCCAGCCUUCCCCCAGGACUUCCAUGAGGUGGAAGACUUGAUAAAGACGGCCAUAGGUGACACCGUGGUCCAGGAUAUCCGGUACUCUCCAGAUACCCGAAAACUCCUGCUCCGGCUCAGCGAUUCUUACGACAGGUCCUUUCUGGAGACCCUGAGGGUGAACACAGAACCUCUGCCUCGAAUGGAAAAGACAGGGAAGGUGAAAGGACUCAUUCUCACUCUCAGAGGAGAGCCUGAGGGGCAGACACCCCACUAUGACUUCUACUCCCGGUACUUUGCACCAUGGGUUGGUUUGCCUGAAGACCCCGUGACAGGAGCUGCACACACUGUUCUGAGCAGUUACUGGUCCCAGCAGCUUGGGAAGAGAGAAAUGCGAGCCUUUCAGUGUUCCCGCCGAGGAGGAGAACUGGACAUUUCCCUGCGACCUGAUGGGCGAGUUGACCUGAAGGGUGGCGCUGCUGUUGUCUUAGAGGGCACGCUGACCGUCUAGAGACGCUUAUGCACUUACGCUGGGCUGUGGCCGCCACUAAACAUGGUGUUUUCUCUACACUACAAAACAAACCAAAAACUAAACCAACAACAAAUGCCCAGAGCUUGCUUCAGCAAACCCACUGACCAGUACCCUCAACUGUGGAGAACAGAAAGGGAAACCAUUUGAUGGAGGCAGGAUAGCAUCUCCAGGCUCCUUAGCUGAUGAAGGGCUCUGGCCUCUGCCUGUGUGCAUUUUCAGGAAUCCACAGCAGGCAGCGAUGCUGCCACUUCUUUUGAUCAUGACUGCCAAUCAAAGAGAUCAAAACGCCUUUAAUCCCAGCAUUUGGGAGGCAGAAGCAGGACAGCCAGAGCCACACACAGAGAAACCCUGUCUCAGAAAAACCAAAACAAACAAACAAAAAAAACCAAAACAAACAAACAAACAAAAAGCAAUCCAUUGAUAAGAAGUCAGAUGAGGCCAUUUAAAUUUAGGCACGGAUACCUGAUAGAGUAUCUCACAGACAUUCAGAAGAGUUAAUAGCUGCAUAGAAAAGCAAUGUUGGUAAAAUCCCAUCCCUGUGGGCCACAUAAACAUUUCCUCCCCAUUCCCUAUGUUUCCAAAGAUAAACUGAGGUACAAUGCUAUCAGAGUUCCCCCAGGGCACCAAUGAGCUAUUGGUCUUACUUCCAGAGCAUAAGUGAGGGGUUACUUACAGAGUGUGGGUGUGGCCUCCUGAAAUGUGGCCCCUUGAAAGGCUUUAUCCGUCAAUGAUGAUGACUAUCCUAUAGUGGCAGAGAUGGAAUCCCUGGGGCCUCAGUCUUUGCUGGCCUGUAUCUCCUAGCCCCUUGCUGGGGCCCUUUGCGAGUGCAUUGUUUAUCACAGGUGGGAAGAAGCUAGAUCCUCAGGUGAGGGUCCUGUGACCUCCCCAGCCCUGCAGGGAGGAGAGGGAACAGUUCACUAGCCCAGCUGGGAUGAACCUUUGCAAGUGGGCACAGCUGAACUCCUGAAGACUGCAGUUGCUUGUCUCAGUAUCAUCCUGAGCAACGUGCAGGAAAACAUUUCACGAUGUAAUCGUGCUAGGAAAGGAAACACGGGGAGGCCGAGAACUGUUAGGGAGGUUGGCCUAUGAUUGGUGGGGUGUUUGGAUUUGUGUGGGCUGUAAGGAGAGCAAAUUGGAACAGUUCAUUUUUGGGGGGGGGGGACAAUGUAAAGGAAUUUCAGUGUAGCUAAAAAACAAAUCAAAACAUAACAACAACAACAACAACAAAACCCAAUGAUUUGGGGGCUAGCAAGAUGGCUGAGUGAAUGAAGCGCUUGACAUUAAGGUUGACAACCUGAAUUUGACUUCUGGGACUCAGAAAUAGACAGAGAACACACUCUGCACAUUUUCCUCUGACUCACAUGCACAUAGAUGCUGUAGCGUGCACACACCCACACAUAUACGUGCAUAUACAAAAUAAACAAAUAAAUGUGAUAAAAAUAA